CUUAUUUUACAUUCUUCAAAUAUAGAGGAACACAAAUUUUCUAUUAGUGGCAUUCCGGAGACAUUUCGAGGUAGAACCGAGCUCACUUCCGUUCCGUUUAGCAGGACUGUCAGAAGACUGCUCAGCUCUUCUUAUAGGAGCUGAAUUUUGUACCAGCAUCAUGACACUGUUUCACUUUGGAAAUUGCUUUGCUCUGGCGUAUUUUCCUUAUUUCAUAACCUACAAAUGCAGCGGCCUAUCCGAGUAUAAUGCAUUCUGGAGGUGUGUCCAGGCUGGAGCCACCUAUUUGUUUGUCCAGCUCUGUAAGAUGCUAUUUUUAGCUACAUUUUUCCCUACAUGGGAAGGAGGAGCAGGUGCUUAUGACUUUAUUGGGGAAUUUAUGAAGUCAACAGUGGACUUGGCUGACCUGUUGGGUCUCCAUCUUGUGAUGUCGCGUAAUGCUGGGAAAGGAGAAUACAAGAUCAUGGUUGCUGCCAUGGGCUGGGCAACAGCAGAGCUUAUCAUGUCCAGGUGUCUUCCUUUAUGGGUGGGAGCCAGAGGGAUUGAGUUCGACUGGAAAUACAUCCAGAUGAGCUUUGACUCUAACAUCAGUUUGGUGCAUUAUAUUGCUAUGGCAGCAGUGGUGUGGAUGUUUACUCGGUAUGACCUUCCUAAGAGCUUCCGGCUGCCUGUUACUGUUCUGCUCGCUCUCUGUGUCUACAAGUCCUUCCUAAUAGAGUUGUUUGUCCAUAUCUUCCUCAUGGGCAGUUGGACAGUGUUGCUGGUCAAAGCUGUCCUGACUGGGGCCAUAUCUCUCUGUUCAUUGUUUCUCUUUGUCACUCUGGUCCACAGCAGCUGAGUCUACCUCAGCACACUGGAGUAAGCCAUCACCUGGGUUGUCACAAGUUAAAAAUCAAUCUUUAUAACAGUCCCAAGUAUAAGAAAAAUGAGGCUGACAUUCAAGCCGCCAACCAACACUCUAGCCAGUUUUUCAGCUUUGUUGCGCUCGGGCUGUAUAAAAUAUCUACAACAACUAACUCCAGUUAAGGUUGGCUGAUAUGUCUGAUCAUUAAUCCUGCAUUGGAAGUGUUGAUAUCAGCAGGGUUCUCUAAUGCGAUUGGCUUACCUACGUUGGCUUUGUGAAAAGGAAACUUUAGUAUCAAAACAACCACAAACGAUUUGAGACUUUAUAAAAAAAAACAUGAUUUUUUUACUUUUACUUGUCCAAUAAACUUUAAUGUAUUUCUAACAAAUGGAUGAUAGCGAUAGCUUGUGUGACCCCAAACUGAUCUAUGUAUUUAUUUACAUCAAAAUGUUAUAGUUGCAGCAUUACUGCCAUAAGGUUUUUUUCUAACUAAAUAAGUAACUAAACAAUGAAUGAGGCCCACUGUCUAAUGAAACCGAAGUUCACUUUGUAUUGUGACCACACUUCUGAAUUGUAAGCAUUUGUGAUUUUGAAGAAAUAAAUUUCUUAUGGUCUUA
Betta splendens (Siamese fighting fish) is the source of this 1461-nucleotide messenger RNA. RefSeq names its product transmembrane protein 147 (gene tmem147). The record is from RefSeq and is a predicted model, not a curated record. The transcript is spliced from 8 exons. Bases 161 to 838 code for a protein of 225 amino acids. Lineage: Eukaryota; Metazoa; Chordata; Actinopteri; Anabantiformes; Osphronemidae.